AUGGCCGAAUACACCACAACCCGCGAAGCCUUCCAGCGCGCCAUGGAGCGGAGCCUGACCGGCCGACCCGAGGACUCCAAGCUGUACACCGAGAGCACCGCGACGCCCGCCUUCUACCAGGUCAUGAAAAACGGCCGGCGCAUACCCUACGCCGACCACCAGUUCCUCCGCGACGGCGCCGAGACCGAGUUCGAGAGCUUCAUGUUUGCGAAAGUGGACAGGGAAACCGAGAAGAUGGAGUGGCUGGUCGAGCGAGCUCAACGGAUUCAACAAAAUCUUUUUCGUAAAAGGUGA
Messenger RNA from Hypoxylon fragiforme, 294 nucleotides. RefSeq lists its product as uncharacterized. The coding region runs from base 1 to 294 and encodes 97 amino acids. The transcript has 3 exons. NCBI's taxonomy places the organism in Eukaryota, Fungi, Ascomycota, Sordariomycetes, Xylariales, Hypoxylaceae. The record is from RefSeq and is a predicted model, not a curated record.